This is a messenger RNA of Elephantulus edwardii (Cape elephant shrew), 1252 nucleotides long. RefSeq names its product insulin-like growth factor binding protein 5 (gene IGFBP5). Gene Ontology annotation, cellular component: extracellular region. The record is from RefSeq and is a predicted model, not a curated record. The coding region runs from base 298 to 1113 and encodes 271 amino acids. Gene Ontology annotation, molecular function: fibronectin binding; insulin-like growth factor I binding; insulin-like growth factor II binding. Gene Ontology annotation, biological process: regulation of insulin-like growth factor receptor signaling pathway. The transcript has 4 exons. Lineage: Eukaryota; Metazoa; Chordata; Mammalia; Macroscelidea; Macroscelididae.
UCCCCUGCAAUUCUGUGCAGGUUGGAUUUGGGAGCUUUUGCUCCCUCUCGGUGCACCUGGAGCUGCUCUUUUUCCCCCAACCUGUUGCAAAUCUUUCAUUCUUGCAAUAGAGACUUGUCUGCAGACACCCCACUCAUCCAUCUCUCCGUACAUUUUCCAAGUGUCUGAGAGAAGGCACCUGCUCUACCUGCCAGAAAUUAAAACCCAAAAAAGUCUCCAGGUGCCCUUUCGGCCCCUGGCUCCCUGCACUCGCAUUCUCCUGACCCGCCCCGAGGUAAACGGGGAGACUCGGAGAAGAUGGUUCUCACCGCGGUCCUCCUGCUGCUGGCCGCCUGCGCGGGGCCCGCCCAGGGCUUGGGCUCCUUCGUGCACUGUGAGCCCUGCGACGAGAAAGCCCUGUCCAUGUGCCCCCCCAGCCCCCUGGGCUGCGAGCUGGUCAAGGAGCCCGGCUGCGGCUGCUGCAUGACUUGCGCCCUGGCCGAGGGGCAGUCGUGCGGCGUCUACACCGAGCGCUGCGCCCUAGGGCUGCGCUGCCUCCCGCGGCAGGAUGAGGAGAAACCACUGCACGCCCUCCUGCACGGCCGCGGGGUUUGCCUCAACGAGAAGAGCUACCGAGAGCAAGUCAAGAUCGAGAAAGACUCGCGCGAGCAAGAAGAGCCCACCACAUCUGAGAUGGCCGAGGAGACCUACCCCCCUAAGGUGCUGCGCCCCAAACAUACCCGCAUCUCAGAGAUGAAGGCCGAGGCCGUCAAGAAGGACCGCAGAAAGAAGAUGAGUCAGUCCAAGUUCGUGGGGGGAGCGGAGAACACUGCCCAUCCCCGGGUGGUCCCCGCACCCGAGAUGCGACAGGAGUCUGAGCAGGGUCCCUGCCGCAGACACAUGGAAGCAUCCCUGCAGGAGAUCAAAGCCAGCCCCCGCAUGGUGCCCCGUGCCGUCUACCUACCCAACUGUGACCGCAAGGGAUUCUACAAGAGAAAGCAGUGCAAGCCUUCUCGUGGCCGCAAGCGAGGCAUCUGCUGGUGCGUGGACAAGUACGGGAUGAAGCUGCCAGGCAUGGAGUAUGUCGACGGGGACUUUCAGUGCCAUGCCUUCGACAGCAGCAAUGUUGAGUGAUGCGCCCCCUCCCUGAUCUUCCCUCACCCUACCCCACCCCCCAGCCCCGACUCUAGCCAGCGCCUCCCUUCACACUAGGAUGCCACUCAUUUCAUCUCAUUUAAGGGAAAAGAAAUAUCUAUCUAUCUAUUUGAGGAAA